UUAUUUUAACUAACAAAAAUCCUUACUUUUUUUACAUUUCAUAAAACAUACUCUACUUUUCUUUCUUUUUGUUUUGUUCAAGGAAGGAACACUGUGACAGUAGAAGCAAGCAAGAACUAGGCUAGCAGCAGUUUCCACACAAGCCAAAACCAAAACCAAAACCAAAACCAAAACCAAAAUAAAAACUGUAGUUGUCAAAGUAAAAGAAAGGUUGAGUCUAGUUUACGCCAAAUGUGUCUUCUUAUUCUUCUCCUUCUUGUCAGACCCAUUACUAUAAAAGAAGCCACACUGCAUCCUUCUCCAUACCCUUUUGCUUUCUUUAUCCAAUAAUAAUAACUCCAUUUUCCCUCUGUCUUCCCCCCCCUCUACACAAAAAUAUUAUUAGCAUGGAGAAGGUGAAUUUUGUGAAGAAUGGAGAGCUUAGAUUGCCUCCGGGGUUCCGUUUCCACCCGACUGAUGAGGAGCUGGUUCUGCAAUACUUGAAGCGCAAGGUCUUCUCCUGCCCUUUGCCAGCCUCUAUCAUUCCUGAGCUUCAUGUUUGCAAGUCUGAUCCUUGGGAUUUGCCAGGUGAUUUGGAGCAAGAGAGAUACUUCUUUAGCACCAAAGUGGCCAAAUAUCCCAACGGAAAUCGCUCCAACAGAGCCACAAAUUCGGGUUAUUGGAAGGCAACUGGCUUGGACAAACAAAUUGUUACUUCAAAAGGCAACAACCAAGUUGUCGGAAUGAAGAAGACACUUGUUUUCUACAGAGGCAAGCCUCCUAAUGGAUCCAGAACUGAUUGGAUCAUGCACGAGUAUCGCCUCAUCCUUAACGCCUCUCAGUCUCAGAGCCAUGUUGUUCCCAUGGAAAAUUGGGUUCUGUGUCGCAUAUUUUUGAAGAGGAGAAUUGGUGCUAAAAAUGGGGAGGAGAGCAACUCUAAGGUGGUUUUCUAUGACUUCCUAGCGCAGAACAAGACCGAUUCCUCCUCAUCGGUCGCCAGUGGAAUUACACAUGAAUCAGAUGAACAUGAAGAGAGCAGUAGCUCCAACACCUUCCCUUAUACUAUUAGAAGAAAACCUUAACAACCUUCCUUAAAAAUUUAAGUUCAUUAUCUAGUUGUUGUUUUUAAUUGUCUUUCCCUUUCCCUGUAAUUAUCAUCAAUCACUUGUUGAAAGGAAGCAUCCUCUUCCCAAAUGAGACCGGCAUUAAGGGUAGUCUGGAGAGUAUGGUACUAAUACUAGUAGUAGUGUGUAAUACACUUCUCAUUUCCCUUCAAUUUAACCCCUUUUUUUUCUAA
Molecule: messenger RNA, 1276 nt
Organism: Glycine soja
Lineage: Eukaryota; Viridiplantae; Streptophyta; Magnoliopsida; Fabales; Fabaceae
Product: NAC domain-containing protein 83-like
Exons: 3
Coding region: 387-1061 (224 amino acids)
Biological process (GO): regulation of DNA-templated transcription
Molecular function (GO): DNA binding
Source: RefSeq, a predicted model, not a curated record